AUGAAGGGUAGAGCGUAUAUUUGGGUUGCCCUCCUGUUGGCUUGCCUACCCUCUCGUUUUAAAAAUUUAGACAAGGACGUUUCUGCCCCGGUAUGCAGAACUGACGAUGUGUACACGGGGGAUUCCUUUUUCCCUUUCAAGAAAAAAAAAUACGUCCUCUAUGAUGUGAACAUCGGAGAAGGUUUCAAUCUGCAGAAGGAAGUACUAUACCGAGUCGCGCUGGCCGUGUACUACCUCAACAAGGAGGAGCGGACAAACGUGUAUUAUCUUGUGUUGCCUCCCUGGUGCUACGUCACCCACUGGGGAAUGCAGGAAACACACAACAGAAUUAAGUGGGACCUUUUCUUCAAUCUGAAGGCUCUCCAAAAUGUGAUCCCCGUGAUGGAGUACACGGAAUAUGAGGGACAGUUUGGGCCGCACGCGGACUACAUCCUUUCGUAUCGACAUGCCAUUGAAGAUUGGUCGAAAAGGAAGGAAAAAAAAAGCUUCCAAGUUGUUGAUAUAGACAAAUGUAACGUGAAAGAUUAUAAAUUGAAAAAAAAUCUAUGUAAAAAUUGUGACCAUAAAUAUUCAGUUGUAUAUUCAGGAAAUUGCACAAAUGUGAAGGGAAAAAAAACGGAGUGUUUCGAAUUUUUUUUUAUAACUAGCUAUUUUGUAAGCUCCACUCUUUCAGACAUAUUUCACUACGACACGGAUUCUGUCCUUAUCAAACAUGGAAGCAGCAUCCUGGUUGCUUUCAUGAACGAAUUGGAGGAAGCCAAUUUGGAGGAUGUUCUCCCAUACAGUGAAUAUUUAAUAAACGAGGGAAACCAGUUUGUUGAGAAAACUUUCAAGUCGAGUAAUAACUACAUAAGUUGCCAUCUGAGGUACACGGACUUUAGGAAAAUCGCAAAAUAUGACGUGUCGCCUGUAGCCAUUUCACUCUUAAAAUUGCUUUACAUCAUGUUUUUGCGAAAAAGUGACAUCAUUUUUGUAUCAACUGAUGAGAAGAAGGAAGUUAAAAAAGUGAUUGAUAGGCAAUUUCCUCAAUUUAAACAUUUUUUUUUUUUUUACGAAAAUGAAAAGUUGCACACAGGACAGGUUGCUAUCGUUGACCAGUGGAUUUGCACACGUUCAGGGACAUUUGUGGGGAACAUUUUUUCCAGAUUCAGCAUACACAUAAAAUGGGAGCGAUCUUUAAUCGGUAAGGGUGGGCCGGAUCACAAUUUGGAUCUUUGCGGUUACAGCAUUAGCACCGAUAAGGAGUUGCGAAAAAAGUAUUCCGACAUUCAAGAUGCCCCCCUCGAUGAGGAGGUCCUGCAGAAGCUGCACCCCUUGUACAUGCGCCUCUCACAAACAGAUAGAAAUUUCAUCAGGACGAUUUGCUACGACUCUACGUAUCAUUACCCCCAGAAUGUGAGCAUCUACCGGAGGGGAAGCGGCGGGAAAAAGAGCGAUUAA
Molecule: messenger RNA, 1440 nt
Organism: Plasmodium inui San Antonio 1
Lineage: Eukaryota; Apicomplexa; Aconoidasida; Haemosporida; Plasmodiidae
Exons: 2
Coding region: 1-1440 (479 amino acids)
Biological process (GO): protein O-linked glycosylation via fucose
Molecular function (GO): peptide-O-fucosyltransferase activity
Source: RefSeq, a predicted model, not a curated record